AUGUUACCAAAAAGAUUUCCUACUCCAAUUAUGAAGCCAUUGUGGCCUUUCUUUAUCGGUGGUGCUACUGUGUUUUGUUUAAUGGGUAAGGCUGCUGAUUUAUCUGCCGGUACAAAGGAAUUCAUCAAUGACCCAAGAAACCCAAGAUUUGCUAGAGGUGAAAAACCUGUUGAAAACCCACAAUAA
This is a messenger RNA of Tetrapisispora phaffii CBS 4417, 186 nucleotides long. It is a transcript of the gene ATP18, whose product is annotated as F1F0 ATP synthase subunit i. The transcript has a single exon. The coding region runs from base 1 to 186 and encodes 61 amino acids. Lineage: Eukaryota; Fungi; Ascomycota; Saccharomycetes; Saccharomycetales; Saccharomycetaceae. The record is from RefSeq and is a predicted model, not a curated record. Gene Ontology annotation, biological process: proton motive force-driven ATP synthesis. Gene Ontology annotation, molecular function: proton transmembrane transporter activity.